UGCAUCGCUAGCACAGUUGGUCCGAGCUGCCGAAAGGUCUGGUCGCAGAGACAGGAACGCGUAAUCCUCAGCGUGCUCCAGCCCACAGCUUCGCUCUACUGCUCGGCAGGGCAGCUGGCCUCUGGGCACCGGCGGCCCCUCUGCUUCGCGGAAAAGCCUGAUGAAGUCCUCCGAUAUUGAUCAGGAUUUAUUCACAGACAGUUACUGCAAGGUGUGCAGUGCACAGCUGAUCUCCGAAUCGCAGCGUGUGGCCCACUACGAGAGUCGAAAACAUGCAAGCAAAGUCCGACUGUAUUACAUGCUUCACCCCAGGGAUGGAGGGUGUCCUGCCAAGAGGCUCCGGUCAGAAAAUGGAAGUGAUGCCGACAUGGUGGAUAAGAACAAGUGCUGCACACUCUGCAACAUGUCAUUCACUUCAGCGGUGGUGGCCGAUUCCCAUUAUCAAGGCAAAAUCCACGCCAAGAGGUUAAAACUCUUGCUAGGAGAGAAGACCCCAUUAAAGACCACAGCAACACCCCUGAGCCCACUUAAGCCCCCACGGAUGGACACUGCUCCGGCGGUCGCAUCUCCCUAUCAAAGAAGAGAUUCAGACAGAUACUGUGGGCUCUGUGCAGCCUGGUUUAAUAACCCUCUGAUGGCCCAGCAACAUUAUGAUGGCAAGAAACACAAAAAGAAUGCGGCAAGAGUUGCUUUGUUAGAACAACUGGGGACAACCCUGGAUAUGGGGGAACUGAGAGGUCUGAGGCGCAAUUACAGAUGUACCAUCUGCAGUGUCUCCCUAAACUCAAUAGAACAGUAUCAUGCCCAUCUGAAAGGAUCUAAACACCAGACCAACCUGAAGAAUAAGUAGUGAAAGCAUCAAUCAAGAGAUAAGAACAAAACAUCAGCAUUUCUCUGCCGUGGAGAAUUGCUUAUCAACCACCAGAGGAGGCUUCUUUCUUGAACAAUAAACAUUUCUUACAAGGAUUCACAGAUUCACAUACGACUGAUCUUGAUUUUUGGAAAUGAAUGAGGUUUCUUUUUUCUUUUUCCUUUUUUUAAUUUUGGGGUAAGUUAUGAUAUUUGGAUGGAUUUUUAAAUUCUUUCCUGAUAACAUAUUUAGCACAUGUUCUAAAUUAUAAUCCUAUAGCAAACAGUUGGAGCAUUAUUCAAACUGAAAGUGGAAAAAUUUAAAUUUCCAAUUUAUUCUAGAUUUCCUCAGAGCAUAAUUAUUCUGUUAAAUCCUCAAUGAGUGUGAUGUAAACCACCUCUAUCCAGAAAUAUACAUUCUUUUCUCAUCAUGUUGGACACAGUUGAGGGUGACAUGCACAGAACUGGAACAGAUCACUAUUAGUGGAAAAUACCAAAUGGACAAAUAAAUACCAGUCGUUCUCCGUUCUCCAAGCACAGGAGCCAGGUUUACCAUCUGAACAAUGAAGACGAAGGGAGUAAAUAAAGGAAGAAUUCUCAUCUUUUUUCCUGAUCAUUCAAAGAACAGUUUCUCAAGGUUAAGCCAAGUCCUCCUUGCAAGUUGCCAAAUAAUAGCUUAGGAAAAGAAUUAGUCUGCCUGCAUGAUGAUCUUCUUAGGCAAAAACGUCUUCACAGCCCUUGACCUUGGUGAAUUUUUUUCCCCAAAAGCAUCUAAAAGAAGAAUUAUAAACCCCAGAAUGAGAUGGAAAUAAACAAGUAUUUUUUUUUAUGAUGUUUGGCCUGAACUGUGGGCUUUAAUUGGGGGAUACUGAUCGUUUGGAAAGAAGUGAGAAAAUUCUGAAGAAAUGGCGGCCUUGGGCUAGGCGGGGUCCCCUAUUUCUUCUGUUUCUCACUGAAGUCCUACUGCUGAGCCAAGACUCAGUCACUCUGGAAAGAGCAUGACCGAUAAGGAAAACAGUUCCUUUCUGAUGGGGAGCGUCUGAGUGCAGAUCAUGAGGCUCUUUCUCUAGGUUUAAUUCUUUUCCAUGGUGACCGGACUUGGUGUCUUGUAGCCUGGUUACGAAGUGGGACGUUGAGCUUCUACUGACGAUGCCCUGCAUGGACCAGCUGGGAUCUGGCUGGGGCUGCCCUGUGUCCCUAAGGACCAUAGGCAAUCCAUCUUCUUGUGUCAGCAAUUUCUGGACACCCACUGUUUUCCACCAAGAGCUUAGGUGGCAACAACUCAGUGAGCAAUAAACAAAAUGACACAGAAAUGCACAGUGUUGUUAUGAAGGAGCCUGUUUCCCUGUGUUCAAAAUCUGGCACCAUUCCCUUGAGCAGGGCCCGCUCAGGAGGGACCAGGUCUGCCAGUUUCUGUGCCUGCAGAGAGACGAAGCCCCACGAGCCACACCCUACUCUCCAAGAGGAAAGGGGGUUGGAUGGGAAGAAUCUAUUUUGCUGUUUUGGAAAGCACACAGCCGACCUACAAACCUCCUGUGAUGGUGUUUCUUCGGAUGUGUAAAAUAAGGCUUUAUUUGUCAAUUCCGCUGUAAAAUAAGCAUUGUCCAAGUAAAAACAGCAACAACAACAAAACACUGUUUCUGUUUGGGUUUAGUGAGUGAGCUUAUGCCCUAAAGUGCUGUGCUGUGUGUGUGUGUGUGUGUGUGUGUGUGUGUGUGUGUGUUUAAAAUAACCUAAUAUAGAAAAGUCUAUGAACAUAGAUUUCUUUUACUUUACAGAGAGGCUAUGCCAAACCCUUUAUAGAUAAUCUUCCGGCCAUAAUAAUCAGAUUAUUUCAGAAUUCCUCAUCUAAAUACCAUUGCUCCUUGGCAACCUGUCAAAUGCAAGUGAAUACCCUGCCAGAGGUUUUGUGUGUUUGUUUGUUUUCAAAUUUCUUUAUUUUUGCCCAUGCAGAUAAUGGAAAUUUUCAUUCUAGUGUACCCUGGAGAUGACAUAUUUAGUUUUAGGCAGGAAGGGGCUGCUAAUGUUGUUUACAUUUUGGGAAUUCUGGAAUGGAAAGAUUCCUACUUGGGAAGCUAGCUGUUUGUGGUUGUCUUUUCUGUUUGGUUUGCUGUGGUUAUGUUUGUUCAGCUAAGUCAUAUCUUACCUUCCCAUUUUUUUAUGAGUGGAUGGGAGUGGGAUGGAAGGUAAAUGUUUUCAAAUAACCAAAUCAAUUCUGAAGGAGAGGAAAGAGACCCACACAAACCCAGGUGUGUCCCUGUCUUACGUCCAGUCCACCCGGAGCUGCUGACACGUGGUCCCAGCAGAGACUCCGGGCAAGCUGAGAACAUGAGUCAAGUGAUUUUCUGUAAAAUGUUAAUUAAAGGGACCUAGGAGAGAACCCAUAUGUUUGAAAGAGUGAAGCUAUUCAAAUUAUCAAUAUUUAAAGUAUUUUUACUAUUCCAGAGUUUUUAUAAUAAUGUUAACUAAACUAACCAAAUACUGCCCAUUUAAAGUUUUGCUGCAGUGGGGGAAAAAUUAUUCAAAAUUAACAUAACACACAAGCUUAAUGGACUCCUUAUACUAUAUCAGAGUAAAAUUAUUUGUAUUUAAAAGGUUAGUGGUUACGUGGUUGAAAUUGUCUUCUUAAGAAGAUAAAACACUCCUAUAGUCUUGGUCAUGCAGUUAAUUUACUUUGCAAAAAGUUUUUCUCCGUCAGUACAGAGGUAAGCUUCAGGCUAGCACCUGUGCCAGAGGCCACAAACGCCACGGUAGUGAAACUCAAAUUAAUAGGUCUUCGUUAAAUUUAGUCUCCAAAGCCCAGUGAACUAAUAAAUAUAGUCAUAAAGUAAUCUGCUAAGUAGAGGGGACUACAGUGAUUCCUUUGGCUGAUAAAGGUAGCAAUAAAACUCUCAUCCACAAUUGCUUGACUACAAAGACAAAUAGGAUUUGUGUUUCACUUGCCUGUUAGAUGACAUAUAUAAGCAUAAAUUGGAACUGAAAGAGUCUUUACACUUUUAUAUUGACAUGAGUUUAUUAGGUCAACCAGACCAAAGGAUGAAAAAUUUAAGAUACAUGAAAAAUACUAAAAGUCCCAUAGGAAAAUUUGAGCCUUCUGGUUGGGGCUGGGGGUGGAGUGUGGGGGCAUCCUAACUCUUCCAAAGCUGAUAUUUUGAGUCGGAAAUUUCUGAUGGGUCAGUGUGAACAAAGAAUAUUAAAGCCCCACUAAGAAAAUUACCUUUUAAAACUGCCAGUUAAAUAACUAUACUCUCUCUAUAUUCCAUCCAAACAAAAUAUUCAUUGUUCACUUGACCCACUUAUAUGAGGAACUGUUUUUCUUUUGUGACCAGAAUAAGGAGGGUCCAAUCAACAUAUUUUUGUGAAGAUAGCCUUUUUUUUUUUCUGGCUUCUACCUAAUUUAUUUAUAAUAAAGACAAGCUAGGCUACCUCAUAGGAUUCUGGUGUGGAUUCGCUAAUUAAUAAACAUCAAGUGCUUAAAAAUAUGGAUCUCUGUAUAAAUCCUGCCUUAAUUUGUUUUCUAGUUUAAGAUGUGCAUGUCAAAUCAACUGUCUGAAUAUUUGAUUGUAAUAUUCAUGUUUGUAAAUUUGGCUUUAAAUUUAAGAUAUAAAAAUUUUGAUGUGAAAUGGAAUCCUAGCAUGGGUUGAGAGCAUCUAACCCAAGACUGGCAGAUAUAGCACCUAGGGAAACAAAAAGCACCUGGAAACCAAACCAAAAUGUUUUUAGAAGGCAUUUUUGACUGGGCGCAGUGGCUCACGCCUGUAAUCCCCGUACUUUGGGAGGCUGAGGCUGGCAGAUCUCUUGAGGUCAGGAGUUCAAGACUAGCAUGAUCAACAUGGUGAAACCCCAUCUCUACUAAAAAUACAAAAACUAACUGGCUGUAGUGGUGCAUGCCUGUAAUCCCAGCUGCUCCAGAGGCAGAGGCAGGAGAAUUGCUUGAAUCCAGGAUGCGGAGGUUGCAGUGAACCGACGUUGCGCCAUUGUACUUCAGCCUGUGUGACAGAGCAAGACUCUGUCUCAAAACAAACCAACCAACAAACAAACAAACUAAAAAAGUAUUUUAAAAGAAGGGAAGGAGGGAGUCUCAGCACUGGUUUGAGGAGUAUAUUAAGUAAUUCUGUGUUCUAAUAAUUAAAAUGCCAAGAUUCAUCAAUGAGUUAUAUAAAAAGUAGACAGGAUUUAAAGUGAAGACUAUGAUAAUGUAAUCCUUACUUCAUUCCCAUGUUGAGUGAAAGGUAAAGGGAAAUCAUAGCUAGUCCACAUAUUUCUAAAUACCUGCAAGAGAGACUGUGCAGACCAACUUGAUUUGUGUCUUCAUAGAAAAAUGUUGAGUACUAUUUUUUUAAAUGAUGUAGCCUAAAGAGAAAAGAAUUAAAUUAAUAUCUAACAGUUUCUUAGUAACACCAUCUGAAGGCUCUAUGGUAACUAGUUAAAAGAUGAUUUUACUGCUGGCUGAACUGUACUGCCAUUUUCCCCUUAUGAUUAAUUACUCCUUAGUCACUAUUCUGAGUAGCAGUUUUAUUUGCUAAUUUCAAAUGCCUCCACUUAAUUAGCAAUUCGUUCUGACCUUUAAAAACUACAUUCUAUAAUCUUCAAAUUACAUGAGCGAAGGAAAAAAAAUCCAAUUUUACCUGCCUCCCACCACCAGCCACCCAUAGCGGGUUACAUUGUUUCUGGGAUACCGUGAAACUACUGUACAGUGUCAUACUUGAGUUAACGGUGGUUGUUUGAAAUCCAGGCUAAAGUUCCCUCAUCCUUCAGGGGGUCAGUAGGUUCAGUGAGAGGUAAGGAUGCUCCAACUUCAGAGAGUUGAGGUAAUGUAUGAUGUAGCACAUCUGAAUGGUACGUUUUAUUUUUUUAAGUAAAGAAAAAUGAGAAAAGGUACACACAAUAAUGGAUUCCCUUUUGUAUCCUUACUCACAGCUCUCUUUUGAGAAUUCUCAGCACAUUUUCCACUUGAAUUGUUGCUCAAUUAAGUGUCUGACACUAAGACCAUCCAAAAUUAGCAAUAUGAGUUUUCCUUGGGGUUACCAAGUCAGUGGCCAAGGGGUCUACUUUGAGAUCAAUUUUUUAAAAUUCUCAUAUUUCUUGAAAUUGUCUUUAUUGUUGGAUGGGGUGUUAAUCAGGGUGAAUAACAUUAGUGCUAAUGAUUUUACUGUUGAUAAUUCAAAGAGUUACCAUGCUGAGUCAACCUCAUAUCCCAUUAAUCCAGUACUCUGACUGUAAAUAGUCUCUAAGAAUCUCAUAAUCAGGGGAUAUGAUUUGUGUCCCUGAUAUUAGUUCCAAGGAACUCGUUAAUACUAGAUAUGUGUAAGCAGAGAAGCCGGAAUAUUUCUCUAUUUUUCAAAAUUAUAAUAUUUUUGGCUGAUUUUGAGAAUAAUGGAAUCACGGGCAGUCACUAUGCAAGGAAGGCAUUCUACAGCAGCCCUUAUCCUCAGAGCCUCAGAGUCAGCACACCCUGCAGCGAAACCACAGCUCCUACCCUCAGCUGUCCCCAUUUGGAGGGCAUCCACGGUUGGCUUUAGGGCCAUCCAUACAUGGUUUAAGUUUGUCAUCCUUCUUGUGAAUCAAUUCUUCUUGUCACUUGUUAGAUCCACUUGGUGGCUUUCAUAUUGGUUGGCUCUAAGGACCCCAUUUUCAGAACGUUGGGGUGUUUAGUCCUUUUUUCCACCACUCUUUGGUUUAACCAGAGCACGUUGCUAUUAAAAAGGUGACUGGUAACAUGACAAUACAAUCGGUAUAUGGAAGAUAUUUGCCAUUUUGGAGACGUAUUUUUUUGAAAGCCAACAGGUUUCCACGUUCAACUAGUUAUAUGUCUAUAAGCUUCUUUCUUCAUUAUCCCCUUCUUUACCACUUAAUUGAAGGCCAAUUACAAGCCCAUCUCCUACAUCUUUAUAUAAGCUACCAUGUUUUGGUGUCCUUUAGGUGUAGAGAGUUUAAUUGUGAUGAAACCUGAUCAAGUACCCUUUAAAAGCCACCUAUGGGGGUAUGUAAUAAAAUGAUGUUCCCCCUGGGGAUUUGUAAAAAACAUUUAUUUCUUUGAUAGUGUUGAAUUGUAAAUGAACUAAGUGCUUGAGCUUUUAUUUUUCUAGUCACUCGUGGGUUCAAAAACUGCCCAUCUUCCUUAUGCAUGGCGAACCUUUCUCUAUGUGGAAUUGACUCAGUCUUUCUCCAUUUAUACUUAGUAACACAUCUUCAUUACUUUAGGGUCUCUUGUCUGUAGAUGUGCAGUGCAAGAAGGAAUACAGCCCCCACUUGUAGGAAAUGACUGAUACUCUCUGACUUAUUGCUGCGAUUUGAGGCAAAUAUAUCCUUUUUCUUUUGAAAUUAUCUUCUUUAGCCAACUUUUUCUGAGAAUUGAGAUGGGUACCCCUAAAAUGGAAAAACCAAUAAUAAAACCGAUUUCUGUGCUAAACUCUAGUUAUCCAGUUUAUAACAAGUAGUAAAAGGAUCAUUAUAUUAUGUUUAUCAUAUAUUUACAUAUUAAGUAAUUAAUUAUUGAAUAUAAAGCUUCAAAGAAUGUUCUUGUAGAGGAAAUGGUACAGGAGUUUGAAAACCUGUAUUUAGAAUAUGAUUCUGCCAUUCAUUGGUCUUGAGAUCUCGGGCAAGCUUCAGUUACCUAAUAUCUAAAGUGGGGAUAAUAGAAUUUCUUCUUGAGUCGUAAAGAGGAAACAAACUUACUACAUGCAUUUCUUCUUCUCUUCUCCACCAUCAAACUAGCUAAUAACUGUGCAGUCUAAUACAGAACCAUUGAAUGGAGAGCUGGAAGAUAUCUUUGAGACCAUGUUAUCCGUCUCCCUUAUUUUGAACAUUCUAGUUGUUAAAAAUAUGCCAUGAAAUAGAACCUUAUGAAGGAGAGGAUCAGCUCUAGUAUAACUCUUGUAGCAAAUAGCUCCCCAGAAAGGCAAAACUCAAAGUGUUCCAGAAGUUGUCAGUGUGAGUUCCCAAAAGGCACCUGUUUUCUCCUCCCCCUCAUCUUCACUCAUGUAUCUCUGCCAGCAUCCCCUCCUGCCCCUCAAGCCUCAUGCCUCUCUGCCAGCAGCCAGUCAGGCUUUUAAUCAGUAUGAGGACCUCACCCUUGCAUGUGGCUGAAGAAUAUUCAAGUAAGGAGAUGGGCCAGUUACAAGCCCUUCUCCUACCUCUUUAUGUAAGCUACUAUCUCUUGGUGUCUGGGAGCAGCUGGCGAGGAGGGCCUGAGAUCAAUUUUACUCCAGCACAGAAGGAAAAGACAUGCUGCUUCGCAACAUUUUCCCACAGGAAGAGCAGAGUUCAACAUAUGUUCUUAUAUAGUAUUUGUAUGCAGCGUACAUACAUAUAUGCAUAUAAAUAUAAAUCGACUACAGCACGGCCUAUUUAUUUUGACAUUCUUUCCUGUUCUUUAGUGAGGUGCAGAAUGAAUAACACAGCUGUGGAUGUCUCCCCUUUGUUCUUUUGUCUCAUGAUAGGAGCCAUUUAACUAAACAUGAAGCUGGAUUUAUGACCGCCAGUCUGUUUGAGUGGUAAUAAAUGUCAGACAGACAUUGCUGAGUCAUAAACUCAGUGAGUUUGAGCCUAACUCACUGCGUAAAUCAGCUUUCUACACGUUAGCCCCAAAUUCCAGAAAGUUGGCUCACUACAAACGGACAUGAAGCUCCAACAACCCAGUCUUCCAAAUAUGUCUGCAGCUUGACACCCUGAUUUUUUUUUACUGUUGACUGAUUAGAAUGCUGUCUUUGUUCAGAAAUUUGCCCUAUGAUUCAAGGAGUUCUUCACGUCAUGAAUACCAGAGAAGCAAGCAUGUGGUUGGUGUGUAGACAGAAUCCUCAUGAUUGGGGGUGGACAGUGAAUUCCCGUGGGUUGGAGCCUACUUAUUUCUGCUUAGUUCUGUGCGAAGCAUGAUAGGUUUAGGAAGUCCCUGAGCCAAUGAGAGCCCUGCUUGGCAAUGAGAGAGGUCUGGGAAUACACUGUUGCCCUUCUACCUAGAACCUGGGGUUCCUGUGCUAUUCACACUGCUACGUAUUCACUUAUCUGGCUUUGGUCUCCUUGUACAGUCCUCAACAUGUGCCCCAAGUGAUGACUGCUCUGUCUAGCACUCUACUCUUAGGUCCCUUUUCAUGGAGCCUGGUCCCUAAAUGGAAGUUGUGUUUAUUUCACCAGCCCCCUCAAUCUUGAUGAGGUGUGCUACUAUUUUUCCCCUGCAGAGGUGAGUUCUGUUCUGGUUAGCUCUUUUAUGCCAGCAAUUACUAAGCUUCCAACCUUUUUCAUGCUAGGAGUCUUCUCAUCAACUGUGGACAGGACACUGACAGUCCAACAAGUAGAGAAAAACAGUGGAGGCAUGAGUUUAUAUGGUCUGCACACUUUUUUAUAAAAAAACCAGCUUCACUGGUUCAGGUAUCUGAAUGGAUUAAAUAAAUUGUUCACAGAAUUAAAAAUGAAUGUAAUUUGAAACUCUGCCUAUGAAUUGGAAGCAUCAAAAUGCAGUCACAAAAAGGGAACUGAAAUUUAGGAGACAGUGGUUUUAGCCAUGUUCUCCCAGUAGAGAAACUUGGGACUUUGUAAAGCAAGUUACUUUUAUUUCUCCAGCCCCAACUUUUUAAGGUAAAACUAGGGGGAGAUGGAUCUAAUGGUCCCAGUUACUGCCCUGUAUAUUUGAAAUCAAUGGAAUAUUAAAGAAAGUGACUGUGCAUUUUUACUGCCAUAGAUUAUAACAAAGUAGUACAGCGUGCUUUAAGUUAAUUUCAGUAUUUAAGAAUGUGAAUUAAAACAACUCAGAAAAGUGAAUUUGAAAAGAGCACACGAGGAUAGCACUGAUGCUGCCUGCAUCAGUAAAUGAAAUUUGCAAUGAUUUUGUCUGGAAUAUUACACUAGCAUCAACUCCCAAAUGUGUCCAGGGCAUUUCUGGAUUUUACCCUGUGCCCUUAGCUUUUACUCUGAUGCCAUCUCCACUGGCCUGUCAUAUAAUAUGGUUUCUGACUCAUUUACUUUUCAUUAUUGCGGAUGUGCAAUUGUCCAAUAUGUCCCUGGUUUCAGUUUACAGUGACAGAGCUGCCUUAGUUCUGUAACCAAAUAUGUAAAGCAAUUUAAAUAAUUAAAACAAUUUAAAAAAAGAAUAUUGACUUCAAGAUCAAAUCAAUAUGUAGGUUACAGGGAGCAGAAGGAAAGUUCUCAUCCCAGCCACAGUGACAGAGUAUUCUGCAGCCUAUGUGUUGUCAGAACCAUGCACAUGGUUCUAUGGUGUUCUGUUUCACAGCAGGGUGAAUACAGUUAACAAUAAUUUAUUGCAUAUUUCAAAAUAUCUGGAAAAGAGGAUUCUGAAUGUUCUUACCACAAAGAAAUUAUAAAUGUAUGAGAUGAUGGUUGUGUUAAUUAUUCUCAUUUGAUGAUUACACAAUGUAUAGAUGUAUUGAAAUAUCACACUGUACCCCAUAAAUAUAUAUAGUUAUGAAGUGUCAAUAAAACGCUGAACAAAUUAGACAUAGAAGGAAUGUAUCUCAACACAAUUAAGGUCAUAUAUGACAAACCCACAGCUAAUAUCACACUGAAUGGAAAAAUGUUGAAAUCUUUUUCUCUAAAAUCUGAAACAAGACAAGGAUGCCAACCCUCACUACUCUUAUUCAAGAUAGUACUGGAAGUCCUUGCCAGAGCAAUUUGGUAAGAGAAAUAAAGGACAUCCAAAUUGGAAAGAAAGAAGUUAAAUUGUCCCCGUUGGCAGAUGACAUAAUAUUGUAUAUCUAUAUAGAAAACACUACAUAUAUAUAUAUAUAUAUAUGAAAUGCUACAGACUCCACUAAAAAAUUCAAAACUGAUACACAAAUUCAGUAAAGUUGCAGGAUACAAAAUCGACAUAGAAAAAGCAGUAGCAUUUUAUACCUUAAUAGCGAACUAUCUAAAGGAGGAAACAAGAAAACAAUCCUAUUUGCAAUAGUUACAAAAAAAUACAUAGAUGUAAGUUUAACUAAGGAGAUGAAAGAUUUCUACACUAAAACUAUAAAACAUUGGCAAAAGAAAUUGAAAAGACACAACUUAAUGGAACGAUAGCCCACACUCAUUGAUUAAAAGUAUUAAUAUUGUUAAAAUGUUCAUACUACCCAAAGCAAUCUACAGAUUCAAUGCAAUCCCUAUCACAAUACCAAUGACAUUUUUCACAGCAAUAUGAAGUCACUACCUGACUUCAAAAUAUACUACAAAGCUAUAGUAAUCAAAACAGCAUGGAAUUGGCAUAAAAAUUGACACAUAGAUCAAUGCAACAGAAUAGAGAACCCAGAAAUAAAUCCACACACUUACAGCCAACUGAUUUUUGACAAAGAUGCCAAAAACACACAAUAGAGAAAGAACAUUGUCUUUAAUAAAUAGUGCUAGAAAAAUUUGAUAUUCAUAUGCAGAAUAAUGAAGGUAGACCCCUUUUUUCUCACAAUACACAAACAUCAACUCAAAAUUAAUUAAGAGUUAAAUAUAGGGCCUGGAAUGAUAAAACAAUUAGAAGCAAACACAGAGGAAACACAUCAUGAUACUGGUAUAGGCAAAGAUUUUUUGCAUAAGACCCCAAAAGUACAGUCAUAAAGGUGAACAUUGACAAAUGGGAUUACAUCAAACUAAAAAUCUUUUGCACAGCAAAUAAAACAAUCAACUACUGAAGAUGAAAAUACAACCUACAAAAUAGGAGAAAAUAUUUGCAAACUAUGCUCUAACAAGAAGCUAAUAUUCAGAAUAUAUAAAGAACUCAAACAACUCAAUAGCAGAAAAACAAUGUAAUUUAAAAAUGGGCACAGGCCAGGCAUGGUGGCUCACGCCUGUAAUCCCAGCACUUUGGGAGGCCGAGGCGGGUGGAUCACGAGGUGAGGAGAUUGAGACCAUCCUGGUUAACACGGUGAAACCCCGUCUCUACUACAAAAUAGAAAAAAUUAGCUGGGCAUGGUGGCGGGCGCCUGUGGUCCCAGCUACUCGGGAGGCUGAGGCAGGAGAAUGGCAUGAACCCAGGAGGUGGAGCUUGCAGUGAGCCGAGAUCAUGCCACUGCACUCCAGCCUAGGCAACAGAGCAAGACUCCAUCUCAAAAAAAAAAAAAAAAAAAAAAAAAGGGCACAAUGCCUGGAUAGAUAGCUCUUAAAAGAAGACUUACAGAUGGCUAACAAGUACAUGAAAAAAUGUUCAAUACCAUUAAAUACUAGGGAAAUACAAGUCAAAACCACAAUAAAAUGUCAUCUCACUGUAGUUAGAAUGACUAUCAUAAAAAGACAAAAAAUAACAAAUGCUGGUGUGGAUGUGGAGAAAGGGGAACGCUUAUAUACUGCUGCUAGGAAUGUAAAUUAGUACAGCCAUUAUGGUAAACAGUAUGUAGGAUCCUCAAAAAAUUAAAAAUAGAAUUACCAUAUGACCCAGCCAUCCCAUUACUGACUAUAUAAUAUACUCAAAAGAUUUGAAAUAUGACCCAGCCAUCCCAUUACUGACUAUAUACUCAAAGGAUUUGAAAUUAUAUGUCAAAGAGAUGCCUGUACCCCUAUUUACUGCAGCACUAUCCACAGUAGCCAAGAGAAGGAAUCAACCUAAAUGUCUAUCAAUGAAUGAAUGGAUGAAAAACCAUGUGAUAUACAGGCAUACCUCAUUGUAUUGCACUUCACUUUAUUGUACUUUGCAGAUACUGUGAUUUUUAUAAAUUAAAGGUUUGUGUCAACCCUG
Molecule: messenger RNA, 12499 nt
Organism: Pan troglodytes (chimpanzee)
Lineage: Eukaryota; Metazoa; Chordata; Mammalia; Primates; Hominidae
Gene: ZMAT4
Product: zinc finger matrin-type 4
Exons: 7
Coding region: 161-850 (229 amino acids)
Molecular function (GO): zinc ion binding; nucleic acid binding
Source: RefSeq, a predicted model, not a curated record